Molecule: messenger RNA, 3038 nt
Organism: Theobroma cacao (cacao)
Lineage: Eukaryota; Viridiplantae; Streptophyta; Magnoliopsida; Malvales; Malvaceae
Product: zinc transporter-like protein
Biological process (GO): intracellular zinc ion homeostasis; zinc ion transport; transmembrane transport
Cellular component (GO): Golgi apparatus; membrane
Molecular function (GO): zinc ion transmembrane transporter activity
Source: RefSeq, a predicted model, not a curated record
UCUCAGCAGAUCCCCCUCCCAAGGAUGGCUGAUCACCACCACCAUCAUCACCGCCCCAACCGCCUCUCCCUCCCUCCACGCGCCACCGCUUUCACCACCCCCACGACAGCAACCAGCCCAAGAUCUCACCCUUUAUAUUCCUAUCCUUCCAUCACAACCCCAACUCCAACUCCCUCUAAACACCGCCUUUCCCUCCAAUCUUCCAAGGCCUACUCUUCCUCCCACCCCCAAAAGAAAUCCUCCUUUUCAUUCCUUCUCCUCCUCCUUUCGCUUCGCUCUCUUUACUCUCUCCUCCCUUUCCUCCGCUCUUCCCCUCCUUCGUUCUCACUCUUCCCUUUCUCUUUCCUCCUUUCUUUCCUCUCGUUCCUCCUCUCUCUCUCAUUUUCUCUCUUCUCCAAUAAACCCCCAAGACACCACCCAAUUUUCUCUCUUUCCUCUCUCUCCAAGACCCAGCUCAAACUUUUACUCUCAAAGUCCUUCCUUUUAUCAAUUAUUUUCCUUCUGAGGUUCCAAGCUCUUAGAUACUGUGGUACAGCUGCUAUGAUCUUAGCUGAACUCUCCGGAAAUCUUGCUGGCAGACUGUUUUCCCGCACAGAUACCCCGAAAAUUAGGUCCUUUUUUUCUUCUCGGUUUAUUGGGUUUUGCUUCUUAUUUAUUGGGUUAAUGUUAUUAUCUUUAAGUUGGGAUAGAGUAGAUUGUUUUCCUUUGAAUAAGUCUGGGUUUUCAAUUUAUCCUAGAGAAGGUUGUGUUAGAGUUUGGCCUAUGUUAUUGCCCUUUUUGUCAGGUCUUUUAGGUUGUUAUGAGAAGGUUUCGAUGAACUGGGGGAGCAUUAGGCAGCUUGGUCGAAAAAGGGUUCGGUUGAUUUCAUUGUUUUUCUCUACGGUGAUGCUUUUUGUUCCUGCUGUUGUUAGUUUCUUUGUUUAUGAAAGUGAAGGAGGAGGAGGAGGAAAUGUUUCUGUUGAGAAUUUAGUUUGGCCUUUGGUGAAUACUGUUGUUUUUGGAGUGCUUUUGAGUGAAAAUUAUAGUGAUGAUCAUCAUAAGUUAGUGAAUCCUAAAGAUUUUCAAAGGGAGUUUGUGGUUACUUUUGCUUGUACUGUUGUUUUGGAGUUGUUUUAUUUUGAUGAGUUAUCUCUUUUGGGAUUGUUGUUGUGUGGUUUGUUGUUGUACUUUGCUGUUCGAGAACUGGAUCCUGAUUAUUGGAGUUAUCUUGAAUUGGGGAUGGAAUCUUCAGAGUCUUUUAGUAUGUCGAUAAUGAAACCUAUUCGGCAUAUUUUGAGUGAGAGAAAGUCUCGAAAGAUUGCAUUGUUCUUGUUGAUUAAUACUGGAUAUAUGGUUGUGGAAUUUGUUGCUGGCUUCAUGAGUAAUAGUCUUGGGUUGAUAUCGGAUGCAUGUCACAUGUUGUUUGAUUGUGCUGCAUUGGCUAUUGGGCUUUAUGCUUCGUAUAUUUCACGAUUGCCUGCUAAUAAUCAGUUCAAUUAUGGUAGAGGCAGAUUUGAGAUUCUAUCAGGUUAUGCUAAUGCAGUUUUCCUGGUUCUAGUUGGGGCAUUAAUUGUGUUGGAAUCCUUUGAGAGGAUUUUGGAUCCUCAAGAAAUAUCAACUAACAGUUUAUUAACUGUCUCAAUUGGAGGGCUUGUUGUCAAUGUGGUGGGUUUGAUAUUCUUUCAUGAGGAGCAUCAUCAUGCACAUGGUGGAUCAUGUUCGCAUUCACAUUCUCAUUCUCAUUUCUACUCUAAUGACCACCAUCAUCAGCAUUCACAUGAUCAUGAAAGUCAUGUCGAACACCACAACUUUAUAAAUGUUUCGGAUGGAUGCCAAGGAUCAUGCUCUGGCCAUGAACACAAUCACAUUAAUCAACAUGGCAGCAACAAUUGCCAUGCUGAAGAUCACGAUAUACACACUGAGUGUCAUGACCACCAUGACCAUGCUCAUGAUCAAGCCUACCAUGACUGGUAUCAUAAUGAUCACCAUGAUCAUGGACAUCAACAUGACCAUGCUCAUAGUCAUGACUGUGCCCAUUAUCAUGAUCACCAUGACCACAGACACCAAUAUGAUCACAAGGAUAAUCAUCAUGAGCAUGGAGCAGGCUUGCACUCCCAUACUCACUAUUCAGAAUCUAAAAUUCAUUUAUCCUUGGCAUAUAGUGGAUCCAAACAAAGCCAGCUUUUAUCUGAAGGGAAGGAACCACAAAAGCACCAACAUCACCACAUUGACCACAAUAUGGAAGGAAUCUUCUUGCAUGUUCUGGCAGACACCAUGGGAAGUGUUGGAGUUGUUGUAUCUACCCUCUUAAUUAAGUACAAAGGAUGGCUUGUUGCGGAUCCUGCCUGUUCAAUAUUCAUUUCUGUUUUAAUUAUAUCUUCAGUUUUCCCAUUACUUAGGAACUCUGCUGAUAUCUUGCUUCAAAGAGUUCCUAGGGCUCAGGAGCAGGGUUUGAAGAAGGCCAUAAGUGAUGUUAUGAAGACGAAGGGGGUAAUUCGUAUUCAGAAUUUGCAUGUAUGGAGCUUCACAACGAUGGAUAUUGUAGGGACAAUCCACCUUCAUAUAUCAGCGGAAACUGACAAGGCUGCUACUAAAGCACAGGUGUCACACAUCUUACAUGAUGCUGGAAUUAAGGAUUUGACAUUGCAAGUCGAAUGUGUUGAGUAAUGAUAACAUACCUUUCAUCUUUGAUAGUAGAGACUAUAUAGCUCAUUCAUCUGUUAUGAUCAAAGGCAACAUAUUUUCUCUGAUUGAUAAGCUAUUGUUAAGUAUUAUGAUCAAAGGCGCAUGUAUAUAGUCCUAAGACUUAAGAAUUCAACAUUGAUGGAUUUCAUUAAGCAACAGAAAGGAAAAAGGUCUAUGUUUGUAACAGAUGGGAUCAGCAGCAGUGUCUUCAACACUAUAGGAUAGUGAUAGUUUUCUUAUAGGUUCAGCUGACUGGAAUCCAAACAAGAGGAAUUAAUUGGUUAUGUAAUGAAACAAGCAUUGCUACAUUAUUUUGGUAUGUAACUUUUUGCUUAUACAGCGGAAACUUUUAUUUAUGGUUCAUUUGGAUCCAA